AUGUCAACUUUAUGCAAUUCUAGAGUUAAAAUUAAAUUUUUCGUUAAUCAUUUGGUGGGUGUUUGGAACCCAUGUGCAGUUCCACACUUUCAUAUUUGUUUAUGCGUUGCUUUAAUGAACAAAACGAUAAUGUUUUCGCUUGUAGACAAUAAUCGUAAAACGCUUUUUUCUGGGAUCAUGUUGCUUGGUCUGGUUGCCGGUUGUAUAUCUCUCUUGCAAUUUGUUUAUUCGGAUGAUUACGAUGCUGACUUUGCUGUUGUUAAGGGAAGUAAAGAGACAUGA
This is a messenger RNA of Clunio marinus, 282 nucleotides long. The record is from the annotation of a GenBank genome assembly. NCBI's taxonomy places the organism in Eukaryota, Metazoa, Arthropoda, Insecta, Diptera, Chironomidae.